Molecule: messenger RNA, 2536 nt
Organism: Sphaerodactylus townsendi
Lineage: Eukaryota; Metazoa; Chordata; Lepidosauria; Squamata; Sphaerodactylidae
Gene: SERPINA10
Product: serpin family A member 10
Exons: 5
Coding region: 65-1375 (436 amino acids)
Biological process (GO): blood coagulation; negative regulation of endopeptidase activity
Molecular function (GO): serine-type endopeptidase inhibitor activity
Source: RefSeq, a predicted model, not a curated record
ACAGGAUUCAGCAAAGUAAGAGAAAAGCAGCACUUCAGAAAGGAGUCAAUUCCACAAUUUCAGCAUGAAAACUGGUAUUUUUCUGGUCAUAUUGGAACUGUGUGCCAAAAUGUGCAUAUCCAAUGCAGAAGAUGGGAUUUCAAGAGAGCAAGAGCAGCAGAGUUUCUUACCAAACUACUGGCCUUUCAAUAACACUGAUAAACAACAUCGACACCAGAAUGUGUCAGAUCCAGCUGCAGAAGAAUCUGCACCAUCGUUUUCCAUGCACAACUUCACAGAAAGAAACACCAAUUUUGGAUUUGAUCUCUAUCGAAAAAUAUCGCUGACACAUGACAAUAAUAUAUUAAUCUCUCCGCUGUCACUGUCAUUCACUUUGGCAGUCUUUGCCCAGGCUUCCACAGGGGAAACACAUAACCAAAUUGUUAAAUCUCUAAAUCUCCAACUUUUGGAUGGUCAAGGGAAUCAGCUCCCAGCUUUUUUCCACCAGCUGAGAGGCAACAUCACCCAAAACAAGGAAUUUGUUCUUUUGCACAACACUAUCUCUUUCAUCUGGAAAGACUUCCGGAUCAAGGACUCCUUACGUAACCUGUUGAAGCAAUAUUUUGACAUGGAAUUUCUGGCAGUCGAUUUCCACAACUCUACUUCAGCUAAAAGCAUAAUCAAUCAGCACAUUAAACUAAAGACCAGUGGGAAAAUCCCUACGUUGUUCGAUUCAUUAGAUGAGCAAGCCCAAAUCAUCCUUGUGGAUUACAUUCAUUUUAGAGGCAAAUGGUUAUAUCCAUUUUCUACUAAGUUCACAGAACUAGAAACCUUCUAUGUAGACAAUUACAAUACUGUCCAAGUACCCAUGAUGUUCAAGACUACAAGAAUUGCCUACACUUUUGAUAAGAAUUUACGCUGUGUUGUGCUAAAGAUUCCAUACAAGGGGAGUGCCUACAUGCUGAUUGCGAUGCCUCAAGAGGGAGAUUUCCUAUCCCUGGAAGACCAUUUAACUGCUGGACUUGUGGAGUCUUGGCUUAGAAGCAUGAGAACCAGAAAAAUUGAUAUGUACUUCCCAAAGUUCAAACUAGACCAGAAAUACUACAUGCAUCAAUUGCUUCAAGAUCUGGGAAUUAAAGACCUCUUCUCUAACAAAGCAGACUUGAGCCUACUGACAGAUCAGAUACAUACAAAAGUAUCACAGGUUCUCCAAAAAGCAUACAUUGAAGUGGAUGAGGCAGGAACUGAAGCUGCAGCUGGCACAGGAUCAGAAAUCACACCGUAUUCAAUGCCUCCUGUUAUCCGGGUGAAUCGGCCAUUCGUUUUUAUGAUCUAUGAAGACACCACGAAUGCCUUACUGUUUGUGGGUAGAGUUGCCAACCCCAUGGAGUUCUGAUGUACCAAAGCUCUGUUCAGUCUGUCUCUUUCAGUAGGCUUCUAACAAUUCAUUUGAAGCUGAAAAAUAGGGUUGUGGAAAUCCAAAGACAUUUCUGAUCAGAAGCAAUAAAUAGGUUCUAUGACAAUAUUAUGAGGACAACAAAUGUCACUGAGCCUCAAGCAGAUCUUCUCAUCUUCUGAACUUCUAUUUCAUUGCCCAGGUUGUUGGCCUGUGAUGUCCAGAAAGAUGUCUUUCCUCCCUCCUAUGAUUAACCUUUUCUUUGAUGUACCAGGGUCUACCAUAAUUAGACACAGGCUUUUGAAAGGAGUUGACUCAUAGAUAAACUUAUUUUGUGAGAUUUGGUGGUAAGAUUCUGAUCAGGAUUUGAUCAAGAUCACUAUUACUUGGCAUUGGCAGAGCCUUCCAAAGUUUUGAAGAUUUUUGCGGUCUUAGGGCCAAAAAUAGAUCUGUGAUCAGACUUCUACUGGAUGGGGAAAUGAAAUGAACUUAGAUUCAAUCUCAGGAGAAAAACCCUUCCACAAAAUGUAUGGAUACUCCUAAGCUUCCUCCAGUACCUAAAUAGAGAUUUAGGUACUGGAGGAAGCGUAGGAGUAUCCGUACAUUUUCCCCAGCAGAGCAAAUUGCCACUGGUGUGGGUUGCCUUUUGAGUGUAUGUAGAUUGCCAUCACAUUGUUGCUAACUUAUGGCUACCCCAUACGGUUUCCAGGCAAGAGUUGAUUUGCCAUUGUCUGCCUCCAUAUAGCAACCCUAGACAUACUUGGUGGUCUCUUAUUGAAGUACUAACCAGGGCUGACCCUGCUUAACUUCUGAGAUCAGCCCACUCUCGACCAUUACAGUCAGGCUAGAGUAGCAUUUACAGAAGGGAAAAGAUACUAGGUGAUGUGUUAAAACUACACCCAUUAAUCUAGCCCACAUGUACACACACACACCAUUUUACUGUAUGAGAGAUCUAGUGUGGUACAGUGGUUAUGGGUGUAGACUUCAGUCAGGAGAACUGGGUUUGACUCCUCACUCCUUCACAUGAAUCCUGCUUGGUGACCCUGGACCCAUCACAGCUCUCUCAGAAUUCUUUCAGCCAAACGCGUAGCAAGGGGGGAAAGCGCCUAGUGCACUGGUGCGUCCUCUGCCCCACCCCAGAAUGCCCCGCCAUGCUCCCAG